Vicia faba (fava bean) is the source of this 834-nucleotide messenger RNA. The record is from the annotation of a GenBank genome assembly. NCBI's taxonomy places the organism in Eukaryota, Viridiplantae, Streptophyta, Magnoliopsida, Fabales, Fabaceae.
AUGCGAGAAGAUAUAGACUUUCCCGUUGAGAUAGAUUCUCAUGUUCUUGCAGACGUGGACUAUAGAGAUUUUACCACCCCCCGGAUGCUAUUAUUUCGUUGUCAAGGGAAGUAUCUCUCUUGGUGUCGGGAACACGGCUUCCAAUUCCUAUACUCUUUGGGAGCCAAGUCGUAUAGCUUAGGCCUUUCCAUCGUACUCCUCUUGAUGCCAUCAAGCAAGGCGCUUGGUCUUAAUGAUUAUGCCUUUCCCUUGGCACUUGAAAGAAGGGAAUCCAGUGUGAAUGCUAGCUCCGCUCCAAGGAAUUGCCUUAGGUCUAAGCUUGACUAUGGAGAGUUUUUCUUUCAGCAUCUUCCGCUCCUGGCGAUUCCGCUUACUCCAGCCAAGUUAGCUAUUGGACUAAGACUAAGGGAUGGCUCAUUGAUAGUAGCUUGUCGGAAUGACUGUACAGGUACUUCGGCAAAGGGACAAGCACUGGAUCUUCCAUGCCGUCACUAUCUGAGAAUCAUCUUUCCAUGGCCGCAUGUCUAUUGGUAUACUGAAAUGGAGCAGUCACGAAUCACCACUGGCUUUCAUUCGUACCUGAUCCUCCUCCCCAAUCACAUAUACUUCUCUACUUCUGCUUGCAGUGAUAAUAUCACAUGCGGAAGCGCGCGUACGCUAGAAAGACGUAUAAGCAAGCCUUUCUUUAUGAGUAUGAGUCAACCAAGCCGCUUCAAAGAACAAAGGUCUCUGGAAUGCCGACUGAGGUCACUUUGCAGGUCAAAAAGAAGAAAGAGGGUGGUGAUCGGAUUUGACUGGAGGCAGAUUCCGGACAGCAGCUUCCGGGAAAAAUGA